Lathyrus sativus (Indian pea) is the source of this 783-nucleotide messenger RNA. The record is from the annotation of a GenBank genome assembly. NCBI's taxonomy places the organism in Eukaryota, Viridiplantae, Streptophyta, Magnoliopsida, Fabales, Fabaceae.
AUGGUGAACCAAAGACAACGCCUCGCGAAGAAACGCUUCAAAGCCGAAAACCCUGCACUCUUUCCUAAACCAGAACCCACUCCUCCAAAAGACCCAUCCAAGAAGAAGAAAAACAAAUUCAAACGCAAAAAGGCCGAUUCAAAAGACAAACCCCGCACCGGAAAACGCCCCCUUCGAGUCCCCGGAAUGAAACCCGGCGACAGCUGUUUCAUUUGCAAUGGAUUAGAUCAUAUCGCUAAGUUCUGCACCGAGAAAGCUGAAUGGGAAAGGAAUAAGAUUUGUUUGCGGUGUCGGCGACGAGGGCAUAGAGCUCAGAAUUGUCCUGAUGGGUCUAAAGAUGUGAAAUUCUGUUACAAUUGUGGUGAUAAUGGUCAUUCUCUUGCUAAUUGUCCGUAUCCUCUUGAAGACGGAGGAACGAAGUUUGCUGAGUGUUUUGUUUGUAAUGAACAGGGGCAUUUGAGUAAGAAUUGCCCUAAAAAUGCUAAUGGCAUUUAUCCAAAGGGUGGUUGUUGUAAAUUAUGUGGUGGUGUGACACAUUUGGCAAAGGAUUGUCCUGACAAAGGGAAGAAUGGAUUUGGUGGUGCUGCUAAAGGGGCUGUUCACAACUUGCUGAGAACGGACGAGAGACCCAAGGGUCAAGUUACCAAAUUUGUGAGCGGAGAUGAUAUGGAGGAUGACUUUACCACACAAGAAAUAAAAGACGAUGAGAAGAACAAGUCUGCCAAGUCCAAAGAUGGCAAUGUAAAACCAAAGAAAGGUCCUAAAAUCGUAAAUUUUGUCUAG